AUGUUGGAAGGAAAAGGUAUUGUGGAAGAAACAGACAUGCCUUUGAAGAUGCAAACUCAAGCCAUGUCAUAUGCUUCUCAAGCUCUUGAUCUCUAUGAUGUUCGUGAUUGUAGGUCAAUUGCUUCCCACAUCAAGAAGGGGUUUGAUAAGAUGUAUGGAAGUGGGUGGCAAUGUGUAGUAGGUUCUAAUUUUGGGUGUUUUUUUACUCAUACACCAGAGACUUUCAUUUAUUUUUCUCUUGAGACUCUUAAAUUUCUUAUAUUUAAGGGAGCCUCCUCUUGA
Molecule: messenger RNA, 282 nt
Organism: Lathyrus sativus (Indian pea)
Lineage: Eukaryota; Viridiplantae; Streptophyta; Magnoliopsida; Fabales; Fabaceae
Source: the annotation of a GenBank genome assembly